This is a messenger RNA of Musca domestica (house fly), 1378 nucleotides long. RefSeq names its product LSM12 homolog A (gene Lsm12a). Gene Ontology annotation, molecular function: RNA binding. The record is from RefSeq and is a predicted model, not a curated record. Lineage: Eukaryota; Metazoa; Arthropoda; Insecta; Diptera; Muscidae. The transcript is spliced from 5 exons. Bases 658 to 1305 code for a protein of 215 amino acids.
ACAACAUUUUAGUAUGGCUCGGUUAUUUGAUCGGUGCGACAAAAAAAUUAAAGAAGAAAUCGCGAGAAAAUUUUUAGGAAAACGCUGGCAAAAAAAAUUGUAUGGUUAAUACGACAACCGACACGUUUUCAUUAAAUAAUUCGUUUCGAGUAACUAUUGCGAAACAUUAUUGCAUUUAUUCCAAAUACAAUUCAAGUGAAAACUCGUUUCUGGGAAACAUAGAAAUUAGUGAAAACACAAGAGCACACAUACAAACUCGUGAGAAUUAAAGAAGAAAUCGCGAAAAAAAAAAGUUACCAAGAAACGCUGGCAGAAGUUGUAUGGGCAAUUGAAUCGAAUUAGAACAAAACAAACAUCAGAAAAAGUGAAAAGUUUUUAUUGUUGUGAACGCGCGGUUGCCGACAGAACCCCAAAAAACAAGAACUCGAAAAGGUUGUUCUCCAAGCCAAUAAAAAACAUACGGGAAGCUAACAAUCGUCGUCAUCCCAUCCAUCAACAAGCAAUCUUGCAUUGACUUGCAAUUGCGUGCGAUUGGUGUUAUUGUUCAGCUGCUGCUGCCCGUCGUUGCAGAUAUUCACACUCCCCCUCCAACUGCAUCCCCCAAAAAAAGAAAACAUCGGUUGAUAGGCAGGCGGGCAACGACAACAACAAUUAAAAAUGGCCGCGGUUAACGAUUGCUUCAGUAUUGGGUCGACGGUGAAUUGCACGACCUGCUUCAAUGAGGAAUUCGAGGGAGAAGUUCUAGCAUUUGACCAUAACACAAAAAUGCUAAUCUUAAAAUCAGAAUGCCGAUCUAAAAAUUCGGAACAAUUAAAUGAUGUCCAUGUGUUGAAUCUUUCGUUAUGCAGCAAUGUUCAAGUGGUCAAGGAAUGCAAUGGCAACUUUGUCGAAGAUCCUCAGAAAUUAAAUUUGGAACAAGUGAAAAUAAGGCUACGCAAAACAGUACAACAUCGUCAAACGUAUCUCAAGUCGAAAAAUGCUGAUGUAAGCCCGGAGGCACAAGAACUAUACAGAGUGAUUGCUAAGCAAUUCAAGUCUAAUGAAGUAUCUUGGCAGGGUUUAAAUAUUCAAAUAUUCAAAGAAGUUACCAUCAAGCCGCCAUAUAGGGCAGAGAAUGUGAUUUGCACAUCAAGCAAUAAGAACUUAUGCAACUAUAUUAAGAAAAUGAUUGAAAACUUCGUUAUUAACAGAGCUGCACAGGAGAAUGCAUCAGUAAUGGGUACUUCGUCAGCGUCUUCGCCUACAUCAUCAUCAUUGUCAUCAAGUAAUGCGGCAUCGGGAUCUCCAGUGCCUGCUAAUUCAUAAUAAUUAUAUGUUUUGAAAACAAAAAAACACCAAGAACAACAAUAAAAAAAAACAAAAACAACAAAAAAUAAAA